AUGACUGGCCACGAGCGGAGGAUCAGCCAAGUUACAACUUCACCGUCCGCUCGACGACCCGGUCGCCAGCAAGAGACAGGGCAUGAUCAAGAAGACCAUUCCCGACGCCGCGCUGCACAAUUUUGCACGCUACGAUUUUUACUCGGCCUUCAGACUGGGAAGUCCCUAGAUGAGCUGUGUCCGAACGUGGACCUCCAUCGCCAGGAUCAGGACAACGCGACUCAGCACCCUAUCUCUGCAGAAGAUUUAAUGUUUUCACUGAAAAGUCAAUUGGACGAGGAUAUCGAUCGAUGCAUUCCUCUUGGCGGUUGUGGAUCCUAUGGUGCUCCAUUCAAACUUACUUGCGCGAAAUAUGGUUAUACGGCUAUCGGCAAAGGCACCACUUCAGGAUUGUGGAAAGAAGUUUCUCGUGAGGCGCAGGUAUACCAAACCUUGCGGCGGGCCCAAGGAUCCGCCGUGCCUGUGUUUCUGGGUACUCUUGAUUUAGCAAAAAUCUACUUUCUCCAUGGUGCUGGACAAAUCCGCCAUAUGCUCAUAAUGGGCUGGGGGGGGUAA
Molecule: messenger RNA, 555 nt
Organism: Penicillium angulare
Lineage: Eukaryota; Fungi; Ascomycota; Eurotiomycetes; Eurotiales; Aspergillaceae
Exons: 2
Coding region: 1-555 (184 amino acids)
Source: RefSeq, a predicted model, not a curated record